Molecule: messenger RNA, 1214 nt
Organism: Prunus dulcis (almond)
Lineage: Eukaryota; Viridiplantae; Streptophyta; Magnoliopsida; Rosales; Rosaceae
Product: glutathione S-transferase zeta class-like
Exons: 11
Coding region: 188-853 (221 amino acids)
Biological process (GO): L-phenylalanine catabolic process; glutathione metabolic process
Cellular component (GO): cytoplasm
Molecular function (GO): glutathione transferase activity; maleylacetoacetate isomerase activity
Source: RefSeq, a predicted model, not a curated record
GCCUUGAUACUGAGUAGGCUUGGUUGAUUACAUGGUGUAAACAUGCUGUAUAAAAUACGCAGGACUACACCGCCAACGCCAAGAAAAGAUAAUCAGAAAAGUUGAAUUUGUUUAAUCGGUUUGUUUGUGUGAAAACUGAAGCGCGACCGGUGAUCGAAAAAUCUCUUUAGGGUCUUGGCUGCGUCUCAUGGCGAGUGAAAGUGGCGAUGAUCAACAGCUGAAGCUGUAUUCCUACUGGAGGAGCACUUGCUCCUUCCGUGUCCGAAUUGCUCUCAACUUAAAAGGGCUCAAAUACGAGUACAAAGCUGUAAACCUGUUGAAGGGAGAGCAAUUCAGUCCCGAGUUUACAAAGCUCAAUCCUAUCGGCUAUGUGCCAGUGCUUGUGGAUGGGGACAUUGUUGUUGCUGACUCGUUUGCCAUCUUAAUAUAUUUAGAGGACAAAUACCCUCAGCAUCCAUUGUUACCUCAAGAUCUUCAGAAAAAGGCCAUCAAUUACCAGGCUGCAAAUAUCGUUUCCUCAAGCAUACAGCCUCUACAGAAUCUGGCUAUACUGAAGUACAUUGAAGAAAAAGUUAGUCCCGAAGAGAAACUUGAAUGGGCUAAAGUUCAUAUUGGAAAAGGCUUUGCAGCUCUUGAAGAACUGCUGAACAACUAUGCAGGGAGAUAUGCAACUGGGGAUGAAGUUUUCUUGGCAGAUUUGUUUCUAGCACCCCAGCUUUAUGCAGCCAUUGGAAGGUUCCAUGUAGACAUGGCUCAGUUUCCCCUUUUGGCCAGGUUGCAUGAGGCAUACAGUAAGAUCCCAGAAUUCCUAGAUGCUCUACCAGAAAACCAGCCAGAUGCUCCUUCUUCAUAGUUAAAACCAAGGGGUUCAAGAUAUGAAACGUGCCGGUCCCAAAGUGCAGCGUAAAGUGCCUCAUAAUUAAGGUUUGAAAUGUUGUAAAGUACUUAGGUCAGGUGUUGAAAUUAAUGUUAUCCCAUGAUGGAUGUCGUAUAGUAGUCAGGUGCUGUAAUAAGUGAUAUCCCUUGAUAGAACUGGAGGUUGUUGUAAUGUAAAAUAUUGAGUGAUGUAGCGGUUCGGAUUGUCUGUCAAAAUAGUCUUCGGGAGUAGACUUGUACACAUCCUGUGUACUUGGAACAAUACAGCUUAUGGUCUUUUCCAUACAAUGAAUUGUUAUGGUUAUCAAGAAAGAGAACAUCUAAAUAUGUUUUCAAUU